Rosa rugosa (rugosa rose) is the source of this 2818-nucleotide messenger RNA. RefSeq names its product probable receptor-like protein kinase At2g42960. The record is from RefSeq and is a predicted model, not a curated record. The transcript has 8 exons. Lineage: Eukaryota; Viridiplantae; Streptophyta; Magnoliopsida; Rosales; Rosaceae. Gene Ontology annotation, biological process: protein phosphorylation. Bases 857 to 2389 code for a protein of 510 amino acids. Gene Ontology annotation, molecular function: ATP binding; protein kinase activity.
AUAAGAUUUCAAGCAGAGAAUCUCUUCAAGAAAUGAGGGCAGUUUGGUAAGCAAACCCUCUCAGGGCAAAGCUAGAUUUGCAGCUUCCCUCCUGUGUCCCUGUGAUAGUGUGUUGAGUUGACUCUCUCUCUCUCUCAUCACUCUUUUCUUUUUUCAUGUUUCCCACUUUGCUUUUGUAGCUUAAUCAAUAUUUUUUGUUAACCAGCUAUAAAUGCCCCCAUCUCUGUUCACCUUAUUUUUGCUUUUCCUUUACUGUUUCUCUCUCUCUCUCUCUCUCUGGUUUCCUCCAUUGCAAACCAAGCUUCUUCCUUUCCAGCUUGCUAAGGCCCCUCAAGGAUUCACAGAGAGAAAACACCCACCAACCAUUUAACCCACCUUUUCUUUUGAGCCCCUCUCUUAAAAUCCACCCAACAUUUUACAUAUAUAAAUUCUCUCUCACUCUCUCUCUAUCAACUUCUUCCCCCCUACAUUUCCCCUUGAAAGAUUAGAUUUUUGUCUGGCCUCACCUUCCCCCUUUUUCAUUUUUUUUUCUUCUUCUUAUGAUUGUCUGAAUUCCCUUUGGCCCACUUGAGGCCACAACCCUGCUCUACUUGCAAACUACUCCUCUGCAACCUUCCUUGGCUUUUUGGACAUCUGGGUUUUGGUGGGUUUGUGUUAUUUCAGGUCUACAUUGGCCUAUCUAUGCUUGUUGAGUCUCUCUUGGCUAAAAAGGAAGCCCCUUUUUCGCUUCUCUGGGUGCUCAAGGAAGAAGAUCAAGGGGGUUAGCAUAGAUCGCUGCAAAGGUUGGAAUGUCUUAAGUUUUUUCUGGCACUGAAAGUUAGAGCACCCAAGCCGAGUUUGAGAUUUAGUAUCAGCAAUGUCGUCUGAGAGUUCUUUGAAUGUGCAAUUAUCAAAGAAGAUAUUGGGUAUAAAACUAUGGGUUUUGAUCUGUAUAAGUGUUGGUGCAUUUAUUAUUCUGAUCCUAUGUUUCUUAUCUAUCUGGGUGACAUUUCGGAGGAAAUCUAGAAAAUCUGUAGACAAGUUUUCAGUCAACCAAAUACCAAAUGUCUCUAAAGAUAUUAGGAUUGAUAGGGUGGGGGCUCAGAGUACACAUGAUCACCCUGAUAAUUUAUUUCUUACAGUACAUGAUAAAGCAACUGAUAAGAAUUCAGAGAACAUGUUAGCUCAUUUGGGAAUGAGCAAAUCAAGUGACCCUGAUAACAUGAGUCAGUGCAGUUCAGUUUAUCACCAUGAGAGGGCAUUUAGUUCACAGUCAGGGGACGAAGGAAGCUCCGGGACUGUGCGAAAGCAGUCGUCAUUGUCACAUGGAGGAGUUGUAACGGCCUCUCCUUUAAUUGGUUUGCCAGAAGUUUCUCAUCUUGGUUGGGGCCACUGGUUUACUCUUAGGGAUCUGCAAUUUGCUACGAAUCGAUUUUCUGCUGAAAAUGUACUUGGUGAGGGUGGAUAUGGGGUUGUUUACAGGGGCAGACUGAUAAAUGGAACUGAGGUGGCAGUGAAAAAGCUUCUAAAUAAUAUGGGGCAGGCGGAGAAAGAAUUUAGGGUUGAAGUGGAGGCCAUAGGCCACGUUCGGCAUAAGAAUCUUGUGCGGCUGCUUGGUUAUUGCAUUGAAGGGGUUCACAGGAUGCUGGUGUAUGAAUAUGUGAAUAAUGGAAACCUAGAACAAUGGCUGCAUGGGGCCAUGCGCCAACAGCAGGGCACCCUUACUUGGGAGGCCCGCAUGAAGGUGAUUCUUGGUACUGCCAGAGCGCUUUCUUAUCUACACGAAGCUAUAGAACCAAAAGUUAUUCACAGAGAUAUAAAAUCAAGCAACAUUCUGAUUGAUGAUGAGUUCAAUUCCAAGGUUUCUGAUUUUGGAUUGGCCAAACUCUUGGAUUCAGGAGAAAGUCACAUCACCACUAGAGUAAUGGGAACAUUUGGUUAUGUGGCACCAGAAUAUGCUAAUACUGGCUUGUUAAAUGAGAAGAGCGACAUUUACAGCUUUGGUGUCCUCCUGCUUGAAGCAGUUACUGGCAGGGACCCUGUGGACUAUGGUCGGCCUGCUAAUGAGGUGAAUCUUGUUGAGUGGCUAAAAAUGAUGGUAGGUGCAAGAAGAGCAGAGGAGGUUGUGGAUCCAAACCUUGAAGUAAAACCCAGUACACGUUCUUUAAAACGUGCCCUGUUGGUUGCACUUAGGUGUGUUGAUCAUGAUGCAGAGAACAGACCUAAAAUGAGCCAGGUUGUACGUAUGCUUGAAGCUGAUGAAUACCCAUCUCGUGAGGAUCGAAGGAACAGAAAGACUCGGACAACCAGCAUGGAAAUUGAAUCUUUGAAGGAAAAUUCUGUCUCAGGUGACACAGAAAACAAGACAGAGGAUCUGGAAAGCCAAGUAGCCGAGACAACUCAUGCAUAGGACUGACAAACACAUAAUCUUCUUCACCUGCCUGAGUUAGAGCUUUCAGUAACUCUUCAAUACUACAUAUACAUCUCAAAGUGUCUUUUCAAAAGAAUUUAUAAAUUUAAGAGAGGAUUUGGAUUGGAGAUAGCCUGCUUGGAUCAUGAAGCAUUCAACCCUGAUUCUUCGAGAAUGAAGGGAGGUACUUCCUAGUCCCAACUCCAUUAGCAGGGAGUUUUCAGAGAGGGAGAGAGAAGAGAGAGAGAGAGGCCCAUGUUGUACAGAAGUUUCUUGGGGGAUCAGUGAGCUGUCCAUCUCAUAUAUGAUUGUAAUUUUCUCUUUUCCUCCCUCAAAUUUUUAUUAGAUUAUUGUUCUGCAUAUGAUGAAUGGCUCCUAUUACUUUAUUUGUUUAGUUUCAUUAAUCUUAUUAUUAUUUAUCUUUUUCUA